AUGUCUGACGGUCUCAACGAUGCCCGCGCCGUCCGUGUAGCGGAGAUAAUGACUGAUUUCCGCAACCUCCAACACUACCUUGUCCAAAUACGCGCCACACCGACAGCCGAGGAGUACUACCUAGAUGGCUACUCUCUUCUCCGACAGUGUACGAGCGAGGCUCAGGCUAUCCUCCAGACGCCAUUCGCCAGCAGCACUCCCUCGGGAACAGGUGACCUCGAAUAUGAGAAGCGGCAAUUGAAGGCUAUUAUCGUGGAUGCAGCUGUACGCCGCUUCCGAUGCCAGCGUGCCUACCUUCGAGCCAACGCUGGUCUCCGUUGGAUGAACAGCCGUCAGAGCAUCUUGCGUGGCGAGAAACCUAAUGCUAGUCAUAUGGCAGCAUUGCAGCAAGCUGAUGCCACAUUGAGGAAUGAACUCAUGGCCAUGACAGACGCAUACGUUGAAAAUACCCUCCGUGCCGCAGAUGCAGCGCAGCAAAAAUGGCUCAACGAUGAUCCCUCGCUUGCACAAAUUCAGCAGAUCAUUCUGUCUCAACAAUAA
This is a messenger RNA of Bipolaris zeicola 26-R-13, 540 nucleotides long. RefSeq lists its product as uncharacterized. The coding region runs from base 1 to 540 and encodes 179 amino acids. The transcript has 4 exons. The record is from RefSeq and is a predicted model, not a curated record. NCBI's taxonomy places the organism in Eukaryota, Fungi, Ascomycota, Dothideomycetes, Pleosporales, Pleosporaceae.